Molecule: messenger RNA, 1764 nt
Organism: Melospiza georgiana
Lineage: Eukaryota; Metazoa; Chordata; Aves; Passeriformes; Passerellidae
Gene: TRIM29
Product: tripartite motif containing 29
Exons: 9
Coding region: 1-1764 (587 amino acids)
Molecular function (GO): zinc ion binding
Source: RefSeq, a predicted model, not a curated record
AUGGAAACGGGGAGUGCAGCCAGGACAAACGGCACCGCCAGCAAGCCCGAGGACGUGAAGAGCCCAACUACCCCCAAAAAAGAAGAGGAGGCCAAGAAGGCCACGAGCCCUGGCGGAGGCGAGAAAGAAGCUAUAAAAGGCACGGGCGGCGCUGCGUUGGAGACAGGGCAGAUCAAGAGCUCCCUCUUCUCUGGGAGUGACUGGAAGAGGCCCAUCAUUCAGUUUGUGGAGUCAUCCGACGAGAAGAGGUCAACCUACUUCAGCAUGGACUCGGCCGACUCCAAGAAGAUGCAGUUCAACAGCGGCCAGAUCGGAGACAUGAGGAGACCAGGCCUCAACUUCCCGGAGAAGGGCGACCUCAGGAAAUCCCUGUUCUCCUUGGAUUCCAAAAAGAGCUUCCUGCCCGCUGAUGGGGAAGGGAGGAAGUCCCUGUUCUCUGCGGGGGACCUGAAGAAAUCCUCCCUGCCCCUGGUGGAGACGGGGGACCUGAGGAGACCCUUCAACAAGGCCGAGCGCGCGGCGGGCUCGCGGCCCCGCGUGAAGCUGGAGGACGUUCUCUGCGACUCCUGCAUCGACAACAAGCAGAAGGCUGUCAAGUCCUGCCUGGUGUGCCAGGCCUCCUUCUGCGAGCUGCACCUCAAGCCCCACCUGGAGGGAGCGGCAUUCCGGGACCACCAGCUGCUGGACCCCAUCAGGGACUUCGAGGCCAGAAAGUGCCCCGUGCAUGGCAAGACCAUGGAGCUGUUCUGCCAGACGGACCAGAUGUGCAUCUGCUACCUCUGCAUGUUCCAGGAGCACAAGAACCACAGCACGGUGACAGUGGAGAUCGAGAAGGCGGGCAAAGAGACGGAGCUGUCCCUGCAGAAGGAGCAGCUGCAGCUGAAGAUCAUCGAGGUGGAGGAUGAGGUGGACAAGUGGCAGAAGGAGAGGGACCGCAUCAAGAAUUACACCACCAACGAGAAAGCCACAGUGGACCAGCACUUCAAGGAGCUGAUCCGUGACCUGGAGAGGCAGAGGGAUGAGGUGAAGGCUGCCCUGGACCAGAGGGAGAAAAUUGCCUCGGAGAACGUGAAGGAAAUUGUGGAUGAGCUGGAGGAGAGGGCGAAGCUGCUGAGAGAGGACAAGGAGAACAGGGAGCAGAUCCACCAGAUCAGCGACUCCGUGCUCUUCCUGCAGGAAUUUGGGGCUCUGAUGAGGAAUUAUGUGCCCCCUCCAUCCCUCCCAACCUACAGCGUGCUGCUGGAAGGGGAGAGCAUGAGCCCAUCCAUGGGGCUGCUCAGGGAUGAUCUCCUCAAUGUCUGCAUGAGGCACGUGGAGAAGAUCUGCAAGGCAGACCUGGGCCGCAACUUCAUCGAGAGGAACCACAUGGAGAACGGGGAUCACCGGUUCAUGAUGAACAACUACGAGUGGAACCAGCCUGACAACCUGAAGAGAUUCUCCAUGUUCCUGUCUCCCAAAGCCAAUUUCAACCCACGGUCAUGGGAAUUUUCCUCCUUCCAAGCGACCGAGGAAACACUUGUAGGCAAUGGCACUAAGCUGCCUUUUCAGUUCUCCUCGGUGGGACAGAAUCCGCCCGGUGACUUCAGCAAACAGUCUGAUGGGAGCCUCUUCACUAAGACCGCCUACCCUUCCAUAGUGAGGCACCAGUCCGCGAAGGUGACGCCACAGACGUGGAAAUCCUCCUCCAAGCAGUCUGUAUUGUCCCAUUAUCGCCCCUUCUACGUCAACAAAGGCAACGGAGCCACCUCCAACGAGGCGCCCUGA